Molecule: messenger RNA, 692 nt
Organism: Perca fluviatilis (European perch)
Lineage: Eukaryota; Metazoa; Chordata; Actinopteri; Perciformes; Percidae
Product: AP-2 complex subunit mu-like
Exons: 4
Biological process (GO): intracellular protein transport; clathrin-dependent endocytosis
Cellular component (GO): AP-2 adaptor complex; cytoplasmic vesicle
Molecular function (GO): clathrin-cargo adaptor activity
Source: RefSeq, a predicted model, not a curated record
GUGUGUGUGUGUGUGUGUGUCUGUGUGUGUGUGUGUGUGUGUGUCUGUGUGUGUGUGUGUGUGUGUACCAGGUACCGGACCACCAAAGACAUCAUCCUCCCGUUCCGGGUCAUCCCUCUGGUCCGAGAGGUGGGCCGGACCAAGCUGGAGGUCAAGGUGGUCAUCAAGUCCAACUUCAAGUCCUCGCUGCUGGCCCAGAAGAUAGAGGUGCGGAUCCCCACCCCCCUCAACACCAGCGGUGUUCAGCUCAUCUGCAUGAAGGGAAAAGCCAAGUACAAGGCCAGCGAGAACGCCAUCGUCUGGAAGGUGAAGCGUAUGGCUGGGAUGAAGGAGUCUCAGAUCAGUGCAGAGAUCGAGCUGCUGCCGACCAACGAUAAGAAGAAGUGGGCUCGCCCCCCCAUCUCCAUGAACUUUGAGGUGCCCUUUGCCCCGUCGGGUCUGAAGGUGCGCUACCUGAAGGUGUUCGAGCCCAAACUGAACUACAGCGACCACGACGUCAUCAAAUGGGUCCGCUACAUCGGGCGCAGCGGCAUCUACGAGACCCGCUGCUGACCGCCGCCGGGGCUGCUGGGAAAACCCCGUGAUGACAUCAUCAUGGCUGUUAUUGCUGUUGUGUGUGUGUGUGUGUGUGUGAUGUGUCGUCGUGCUACAUAGAAACUUUAUUAAAGGUUAACUUUCAGGUUUUUUUUCAA